AGAAUCGAAAAUUUGCCCGUGUAAUGAUUUCUCUCCGAUUGAUGCGAAAUUCUCAAUCCGUUGUUCGCUCAAAAGCGUUUCCUACCGAUCGACAGUGUAUCUUCAGAUCUCUCGAAAACCGGUUCAAUUCGUUUUGUUUUGUGUUUUUGUUGUUCAAUCGCAAGUACAUAUUUUGGAAAUGGCUUCAAUUGAACCAGUGUUUAUCAGUGAGAAUGAUUUAAAAUCAUAUACUAAUUGGCAAGAGAUAAAAUUUGUCCUCGAGCAAGCGUUUUUAUCUGUGUCAAACACGACUAAGUUAAGCAAUCAUCCUCAUAGCUCACAACCAAAAAGGUCGUUUGUGAGUACAGGCGAAGGUGUUCUUUUAUGUAUGCCAGGUUUCAUGGGAAAUCACAACGUUUUCAAAAACUCUCUUGAUUCCACGCGUCGGUCUACACUAGCCUGUAAAUUGAUAACUAGUUUUUCUGGCAACCCUGGAAGAAACUCUCCACUUCCGGACAUUAACGGCAAUAUAUUUCUGUUCGACGAAAAUACUGGGAAACUACAGGCCACUUUAGAGGCAAAUUAUCUCACCGGAUUGAGAACAGCAGCUGCAUCAAUAGUCGCCACCGAGCAGGUGUUUUUCCCAAGAAUUCAGGAUAAGUCCAAGCUAAUUCUGGGAAUUAUCGGCUGCGGAACACAGGGAGAGUUUCAUGCUAUUGGAUUUAUGAACACACAUAAGUUUCAUCAAAUCAAAUUAUGGAAUCGUACUAGAACUCGUGCCGAACUAUUGAAGACGAAGUUGAUCGAAAUGGCGGCGAUCAGCGUCAGCCCAGAAGUUGAAAUAUCAGUUCAUGAUUCCGUUUCCGAUUGUUGCAAGGAAUGCGAUGUUCUUGUAACAGCCACCAGUUCGAACGAAUCUCUGGUGUUCAAAACCUAUCUGAAGCCUAAUUCACAUAUUAAUGCUAUUGGAGCUAGAGCUAUUCAUCAUAUCGAAAUAGACCAAGAUGUCUAUGAUGAUUGUCAAGUAUUCAUUGACUAUUGGGAUGGAGUUCGAGCGGAACUAGUUAAUUUGAAAGCAAAUAUCGUUGGUGAAAUAGGCGAGGUUAUGCUGCACCAGAAGAACAUUCCAAUUAGUGGUAUCACAGUUUUUCAAUCCCUUGGAAUGGCCGUUGAGGAUGUUGCGAUAGGUCAAUUGUUUUACACUAAAUAUCGACAGAACAAUGCAAAACAACAAUGUGCUUAAUAGAAAAAAAAGUUUCAUAUUCCAAAUACAUAAUUGUUUCAGAAAAUUUUACAUUUCUAAGCUAAGAAAUGCAAAACUAACAUCAUUUCAUUCGUUAUGACACAAGGUACUACUCAAGUAUAAAAUAAUUAAACGAAAGAUAAUUGGAAAACGUUGAAGUAGCGAAAACGAAAAAAUUCUAAAAGUCGGUAAAGUGCACAGUCGGUAAUAUUUGAAUCUUGUCCUUUCCACGUAAGUAGAAUGCUGGUACAUUUAAACAUCUUAUCUAGCAAUACCGUUUCUGAUGAUGCUUUGAAUUGGUUAUAGUUGGAAGCUAUGUAAGCUUCGUAAACUGACAUAGUUUCAUUUACCUGAGGAAAUCUUUUUUUACCAGAAAAUAUGCAUGAUUCGCUUCUCGAUUGUAUCAGCUAUCUGGAAUAUAAUUUUAGAGUACUUGGCCCGAUAAUAAAAUAAUACGAAUGUGAAUAUGAAGAAAUUUGAGGAUUUGAGUGAAGUGUAGUGUCACUUAUGUUAUUAAAGGAUACUACCUCAAUAGAGGGCGUCGUUAUUUCCGAAGAUUCGGCCUUGUAAAAUUGUGUUCGGCUUCCCGUAUUAGUUAAAGUCGGCGGAUGUGUUCACUUGCCAAAAAUUUCCCAUAAGAGUCCAGGUCGGCCAGCGCUCCUUAGGAUUCAUUCCAUAUUCCUGUGGACUUCGAUGAAGAUUCGUAGAAUGUUGUUGGAAGGCCUUCUGAUGCUAAUAGAAUUUUUAUACUAGUGGAUAUCAUACCAUCGAUGCAUACUGUAGGUUGUUGAUUUUUCAUGUAUGACAAAUACAGACGGACGACGUGCAUUAUUUUCGGGUCACGGAGUCUUGCUUUCAAGAACGUGCCAUUUGAGCCAAUUUGUUCUGAUUCCUGAUGUUCUGUGAUAUUGCAGAUGUGUUCACAUAGCUAGUGGGUGGUAUAGAUUCAAUGUCAUUACUUCCAAAGACCAGAGUAGUGUUGUUUUGAUUAGUUCUUGUUCCUUUGUAAGGGUUGAUUGUUUCACCUUUUUGAAAAUUUAUGAAUUUUGAGGCAAUAUCUGCACCUGGGUGCCCGGAGAAUUGAACCCGUGCAGCUGCUAGUAAGUCCUUUUCCAAGGGUAAGGUAUAUUGUAAUGACAUAUUAUUGUUAUUGUUGUGACAGGUAUUGUUACUAUUUGUGUUGAAAUUGCUGCUGGAGUGCCCGUUGUUGUCGUUGUUGUUGUUGUCGUGUUUGCUGUUGUAGUUGUUGUUUUACUGCGUAUACUGUAAUAUUUGCUGUUGAAAUUUGUGUUAUUUUGUUGUUUACUCUUCCUAUGUUUCCGUUUGAGGUUUACUUUUUCUGCUUGUUUUUCUUGCAGCCGUCGAGUGCGCUGUUUCUUGUCAUACUCACUCCAGUCUCGUUUCCAGAUUUUUUUUACUUCCAAUGAAGCGCCAGCCACUGUCGCAUGCUUGACUUUCCUUCUCUGUUUCUAAAGUUGUG
Messenger RNA from Malaya genurostris, 2702 nucleotides. RefSeq names its product ketimine reductase mu-crystallin. Gene Ontology annotation, cellular component: cytoplasm. The record is from RefSeq and is a predicted model, not a curated record. Bases 179 to 1222 code for a protein of 347 amino acids. The transcript is spliced from 5 exons. Gene Ontology annotation, molecular function: hormone binding. NCBI's taxonomy places the organism in Eukaryota, Metazoa, Arthropoda, Insecta, Diptera, Culicidae.